Messenger RNA from Nasonia vitripennis (jewel wasp), 4824 nucleotides. RefSeq names its product neural cell adhesion molecule 1. Gene Ontology annotation, molecular function: axon guidance receptor activity. NCBI's taxonomy places the organism in Eukaryota, Metazoa, Arthropoda, Insecta, Hymenoptera, Pteromalidae. Gene Ontology annotation, biological process: synapse organization; homophilic cell-cell adhesion. Bases 281 to 1804 code for a protein of 507 amino acids. The transcript has 9 exons. The record is from RefSeq and is a predicted model, not a curated record. Gene Ontology annotation, cellular component: neuronal cell body; axon; plasma membrane.
GGCGGCUUGCACAGGCACAGCUCUCAGAGUCUCAGCCCAGCUCAGUUCGAAUCUCGCGGCCCGGCGUAGCGCACGUCUCUACUCUGCUUCCUGCAAGUAUACCUGUGCGCUUUCUCUUCGAUAAUCCUUCGCCUGUGCUUACCAGAGCUGUUAGCCGAGUGUCACAGCUUGCAUAGCACGAACGUCCGCAGUGUGUGCGAAAACUGACCAGUGCGCGAUAUAUACCUACAUUUAUAUUUAUAUAAUAGCCUGUAGUGUCCGAAGGAGAACGGGAGCCAAGAUGAACCGCCGCCUGCUCGUCGCCGGCUUCGCGCUGCUGCUCUGCGUCGGCCAAGGCUCGAGUUUGCCGGCGGAGAAGCUGCCGCAAGACCAGGCGGACGACGAUGCCCCGGAGGCGGCCGACGAAGCCAGAAAGAGCGGCCCGGUGCUGCCGCUCACCGAGUCGCACCUCUUCCGAGUCGAGCUGGGCGGCGCCGUUCGCAUGCCUUGCCAGUUCAGCAACGUCGACCCUGACGUGGCGAUAAGCUGGAAACGGGACGACGAGCUUCUCUUCCUGGAGGAGACCAAGUUCGCGGGCGACCCGGAGAACCGCUUCAGUCGCCUAGCCGACAACAGCCUGGAGAUCUCGAACGCCAAUGAAGCCGACGGCAGGGCCAAGUUCGUGUGCACCUACCUGGAGGAGGAGCGCGGGCCCAACAACCCGAAGAUCGUGCACCGGAUCGAGAUCGCCUCGGCCGGCAGCGACGACGAGGGCUUCAUCGUCGUCACGCCCAGCGCGAUGAACGACGUCGAGCAGGGCGCCAACCUGACCCUCGGCUGCGAGGUCCGCGGCCAGAACCUCAUCGACAAGACCAAGAGCAUCUCCUUCGCCCGAGAGGGCCACCGCGUCAAGCUCGACGAGGAGACUCGACACAGCAUCGCGCUGAGGGUGAGCAACGCCACGAGACACGUCGCCGGCGACUACCAGUGCCUCGUCGAGAUCGGCGCCGCCCGGCCGCUCAUCAAGCACCUCAAGCUUCGCGUCAGACACGUGCCGGAGAUCGAGCACGAGAAGGAGCAGCUGGGCGCGCAGGUCCGGGCGAGGGACCACUACUUCACCGGGCUCGGCAGCGGCGUCGUCAGCAAGAUCGGCUGCGUCGUCCACGCCCACCCGCCGGUCACCAGGAUGCACUGGCUCAAGGACGGCCAGACGCUCAGGACCGACGAGCGCCACCUGAUCAAGAGCGACGAGGUCAAGAGCCACCACGUGCUCACGAUCAACGGCACCUCCAAGGCCGACCUCGGCGAGUACCGCUGCAAGGCCUGGAACGAGCUGGGCGAGGCCGUCGGGCCCGCCAUCUACCUCACCGACAGCCCCAGCCAGCCCGUCUUCAGGAGCGGCGCCGCCGUCGACGACUCGAUCGAGCUCCAGUGGAGCGUCAUCAGCUACAAGCCCAUCGUCCAGGCCGACGUCGUCUACCGCAAGCAGGCUGAGUCCGCGGAGAACUGGAUCGCGGCCAAGGACGUCAAGGUGGUCAGCAGCCUGGGCAAGGAGCACGUCAUUCAGGGCAGGAUCCAGGGCAUCGCUCCGGGCCUCUACGAGGCCAGGGCCAGGGCGCGCAACGACGAGGAACACGCCGACGACAGCCAGGGACUCGCCUGGGGGCCUUUCUCCGACCUCAAGAAGUUCAACGGAGAGUACAAGGACGACGCCGAUGCCGCCAGUGUGAGGGGCUCCGCGGCCAAGCCGAGCGUCAGUUCGAUGACGCUGCUGCUGCUGCUGCUGCUCGUGGUCUCGCCGUUGGCCUUACGCUCGCGCCUCUAAUCGUCCUCGAGUACUUACUCCACCGAGCCGACAUAGGUACACAAUUUGCAGCCAAAGCGUUCACCAGCAGACCUCGUGAUACAGACGGACGUCAUCGCGCACGAAACUACUUACUGAAGAGGAACAGUCGCAGCCGUUCUUGCAUCCCGCAUAGAGCCAAAGACGAGCCCAGCGGCAGCGCCAGCCGAUCAGCUCUCUUUCAUCUAUGGGCUUCUUCUCCUCAUCGCACGCCUGCGACUAUUCCGGCAGCUCAUCGCACUGCACUAUAAGUAAUUAGCAACGACGAACGACUAUCCCAGAGCACGACUACACCUACACUGCAGCCCACAAACAGUACGAUGCCAUAGCUACAUGCCUAACGUCUAGAUCGUCGUCCUAUAUCCUAGAGAGGGAGAACGAGAGCGAAAGCUCGCGGAUCAUGCAUAUGUCGCCCAUAUCAUGCGAGUACAACUCUACGAGUCAUAUAAUCUAUCUCUAAUUUUUCUUCCCGAAUUUUUAUUCCUUUGUGAAUAGUAGAGACCGGACACGCAGUAGUGGACAGUUGCAAUUUCGCGCAAGCUGCAUCCCCGUCUGUAAAUGUUGCCCAUUUCGUCUCUGAUGGAUAUUCGCCGACGCAGUGAAAAAGAAGCUACGAGUUUUCCAAUAGUUUCGCGAGUAGAGCGGAAGAGGCCCUGCAUGCGGGCCUGUGCUUCAUUCCGAGAUAGAUCUUCGCUCUGUCUUCGCGAUUCGAUUCGUCGCGCUCAAGAAUCAUUCGAAAACUGCAGUUUCGCCAGUCUUUGUAUUUAUGCAACACGUCACGAGUCUCCUAGGUGUGCCAUUUUAACGUUCGCGUUACGUACAUUACUUUAUAGCCGAGCCGGUCAUUAGGCGGAGAGAUAAGGAGAAAAUGAUUAGCGAUGGCAGAAAAGCAUUUUACUUUAUGAAACCUACGAGUAUAAGGUAUAUAAGAGAUAUAUUCUAUACAUAAAUAUAUUUUAAAUAAUUUAUAUACAGAGUAAAAGAGAAGAAGAAAAGACACACCGACGCUCUGCAGCAAAAAAGUAUUCGCCCCCAUGCGUACACGUUGAUAAGUCAAAAGCAGAUUUAUGUACGCGAUCGACGCUAUAAUUUAUUUUUGUAUGCUUGACUUAUAUUUUGUUGAGGAAAGAAUUUUGAAUCUACUGCGUUCUAUUAGAAUUGCUUACAUGCCACACACGUUCUUCGAAGCAGUAGUUUGGCAAGCAAACUUUUAUCUUUUUUAUUUAUACUUUUUAAGCAUGCCUUACGUAACUUAUUUCGGAAAGUUGAGAACUUUUCGCGUCAAUUGUGUAAGCGUUCUUAUCAAAAACGAUGAAGAUAUUCUCUGAUCAGAGCAAUUGUUUUAAAUAAUGCUCUGAUGUCAUCGAAUAAUUCUUUCGAAGGAGAAAUUAGUUUUGUCGCGAACGACCCUCCGACAAUUUGCCUUUCAAAAUAAAAAGAAAAACAAAUAGACGAUAAUAUUUUUGCAGCCACGUUUAAAACUGCCGUUCAAUCGCUGCUACUUGAGCGAGAGAAAAUGACGAGAUACAAGUGCCGUUAGUCGAACGUUUCGCGUUACGAUGCGUAGUUGAAGGGAAGAACGAGAAGAAAUGUCGUUUUACGCGACGGUUUACGAAAGUAUAACAAUGCCCGAGAGUAAAUUGUUCUAAACUACUACUAUACGCUAUAUACAAUUUAAAAUAAAAGUUAGACAAAUAGAGAUAUCAUAUACGUUACCUAAGAUAAUGCAUACCUAUUAUACUGUAAUUGUAAUUGUGCGAUUGUGUCAAGGAGGAGUGUAUGUUAUAAUAAUGUGAAUACAUGCGAGAAAGGAGCUCGUUGAUGCUAAGCGCGGCAUGCGUUCUAUAUUAUUAAUAUUAUUAUUAUUAUUAUUAUUAUUAUUAUUAUUAUUAUUAUUAUUGUAUUAAACAAAUUAGGAUUUAUUUUGAAAAUUGUCCUGCUGAAGAUAUUUUUUUAAACGGCAGCGUCGAUUCAACGCAAUCAAACGAUACAACAAAGAGCGCACGACGCAGGCAUACGCCAAACGAAUCAAAAUUGAAUUAUUCAAAUGAACAGUCAUUGACAUGCCAGUGUUUUUAGACAAAAAUAUCUUCAUCGGUGCACUUAGUGUAAGAGAGGAGGCCAGGCAUUUCAAUUAUUGCCCCGUUGAUGGCCAGAACAUCGCGAAUUCUAGGUGCGAAGCCUUAAUUCCUUGCGUCCAUUAUGAUCUUUAGAAGAAUUGCAGAGGCAGCUAAACUCUGCAAGGCAUUGAACCUUAAAAGGGCAAAAUUACUUGUGGAAUUUUUAUUUAAGAACAACAUUUUUUAUGGUAAACAAUGGAUAUUAUAAGCAUUAGCUCGGUCAACUAGUUAAAUUGCUUCUUUACCAGACAGUCCAAAUGAUUAGGUGGUUUUAUCAACGUAGCCUUAUUAUUAACUAUGAAAAAUCGUUUUCCUUUACGACAAUAUAUAAAAGAGAAGAUUACAUUUAGCAUUAUAUGUUACUUGUGAUGUGCGCUAGGGAAAUCAUUUUUACUGCGUAUUUGAUGAGUAUGAUAGAUUUAUUUCUUCUUGUCCGUUAAAGGUGCAGAGAACUGUAUAUAUAGGUAUAUACGCGUUCUCUUUUCCUAUAUUUUUACUUGCGAACUUUUCCUGUAAUAUCGAACCAAUCUGUAUAAUCUUGUAAAAUACGCUUAUACUAUUUUUUGCUAUAAAGACUUCUGUGUGACAGUUACGAUGCAUUGCUAUCGACUAAUACUUUUAACGCGUUGGCACAUUAAUUGGCACGUUAAUUAAUACUUUUGUUUUUUAUACCUGUCACUUUUUUUCAAAUCUAUACUUACGAGGAAAGGAUCAUGUUCGACGAAAGAAAAUAGAACAUAAAAUAUAACUGUUGAACAAUCAAAAGAAUCUUUAUGGACUGCUUUGCAGUUUUCAAUCCACACAAUACAGCUUAUCGUUGCCUUAAUGUUUGUAACUUGUACAAUCACAGAAUAAUGUAAAAUAUAUGUUAUAAUCAUAAAA